CACGGCGCUUCGUCGGCUUCGUACUCGAAGCUUAGGAGCAGAUAGCGCGAAGCAUGCGCUGUGCUGAAGAGCUCGGGAAAGCUAAGCGCCUCCGCCAGCGGUCUACCUCAGCCGAUGAGCCGCCGAAGAAGAGUGUGAAAGGAGGAAGCGACGAGCGUCUCCCGUUUGCCGGUGAGGACAGCCUGGUCGCAGUCAAGUUGAACUCUUGGUUUGGGCCUACGCUAGCCCGCGUGAAGGAGGAGCUGAUACAGAACGGUGGUAGUGGCCUUGGAAAUCAAGGAUCUGCCAAUCACAGUGUGGCCGCACCCAAAUCAAGUGCCGCGACGGCCCUUUAUCGUCGCGAAAGAAGUGCCCAGCCGAGCUCAAGCAUCAGCCGCCCUGAUAACGAAGGGCAUCAUGCAAGCACUAAUGCUGACACACGAAGGUUGUUCGACGAGCACCCACAGCCACGCAAGGUCGCCAUGUCACCCGUGGCUGAUGGCCCCGCAAUGCGACCCACUGUAUUGAGGUUUGGAAGUCGUGCCCCCAAAAGUGGAGGUCAAUGUUCGCGCCAUUUUAACGGCCACGACAACGGUGGUAGGGUGGUUAUAACUCCCCCUUCCGAAGCCGCAUCAAAGGCGGAGUUUCCGGUGCAAGAAGUCACGAGAUCCACUUCCGUUGAACAAGAUAUUCCUAAGUUCAAAAGUUCUGGCGAACAAAGCGUGCUGGACCGUGUGCUGAACGAGCGCCUUCAGCACUUUCAUGCCCGCUGGCGGGCUGCACAGCAGAUUCUGGACGAGAUUGGUGCUCGGUUUGCCCCUCCCAGGCGCCAGACAGCUAUGCCCGCCAUCGUCGCUUACAGGCAAUGGCCGUGGCAUAACAGCCAACGGCAUAAGAGAGCUGCUUCAGAAUCUUUGGAGCAGCCAGCCCCUCGCCAACCGCGGGAACCAGACUCCGGGUCUCAGAGCCCAGUGGAAGAGCACACGGUUCCUCCCACGUCGUUUGACGCGGAGUUUAAGCGCCCCUACCCGGUGUCCAAGGAGUCUACUGUGCGUUUGCAGCACCGCACUGCGGCGGCAGACGAGCGUGCUGUGAUCGCUACGAAGGCGGCGGCUUCUUCAGAAGAGAGAGAAAGUGAUGGCAGUGAAUCGCCUCCGGAAGGCGAGGCUCCCUAUUCGCAUUACCUGGUCUCCUUGUCCACGUUUGUGCACCAACGGCAGCCGGUUCUCUUUCCGCAAGUCGAGAGCUUCCUGCACUCUGUCCUCGACGUGCAUCGCACCAUCUCCGAAGAACCUGUGGAAGUGCUGGACGCGUUGUGCACUCAAAGUGAGCGGGUGUGUUGCUGGCUCCUGGCUUACCAGGAUACCAUGAACAGAAUGAUGGCCCCUUAUGAAGUCGAAGUCGUCGAGGUGCACCCGGGAUCCUACACCAUGCGCCACCUCGGCGACACCUUUCCCAAGCAGGCCACCGCCGAGUCGAUCCGCGAGAAAGCACAAGGAAUGUGCAUAGGGGAUAAACAGUUUGUCCACGAGCGAGAGUGCCUCGUCACGUGGAUGUUGCGAGUGCAUUGCUGCAUUCAGCGGCUGCACCUUGACCUGACUGCGGUGGCAGGGUCACCGGGUGAGUUCUGCCGACGGUUUAGGCUGCACGAAGGCUACAGGGUCGUCGAACUCGGAGUCAGUGGAACAGCGUCGCCCAGAAGGCCGCUUCCUUUUUCCCUUCCUUGGUCACGUGUCCCGCCUUACCGAGCUGUCGCUCUUCGGGCUGUACCUGCUCCUCCCCGAGGACAACUUCCGCCUCGCCGCUCUUGUUGCCUCCAACGUGCUCCUCCGGAAGCUCUCAUUGAAGCGGUGCCACAUAGCCGACAGCAACUUGGCCGGACUGAUCGAUGCGGCCGUGGGUCUGCCACUCCUUGAAUGUUUCUCCCUUUCUCUGUGCAACGCCGGACUCUGGUUCAAACGAAGCCAACAGCUGGCGCUGCUGCUGGCGAGCUC
Dermacentor silvarum is the source of this 1973-nucleotide messenger RNA. RefSeq lists its product as uncharacterized. The transcript has 8 exons. The record is from RefSeq and is a predicted model, not a curated record. Bases 54 to 1895 code for a protein of 613 amino acids. NCBI's taxonomy places the organism in Eukaryota, Metazoa, Arthropoda, Arachnida, Ixodida, Ixodidae.